AUGCCCCAACAAGUAACUCUGACACCAACUCAUUUCAUUCCUCGUACUAAAGCCACCCAUCAGCGACUACACAUCCGUAGUGCGCGUGACGCGCAUACAGUAUUUGAAGCGGUCAGGCUAGGGAUGCUGCCUAUGGUGACUCAGCGCCUCAGCGUCGUUGAUUGCGAAUUACUACAACCAGGUCAAGUAUACUGUUGGGAACAAGAAAAUGGAGAGAGUGGAAUCGAGCGAUGGACAGAUGGCCGCCGAUGGGGCGGUUCGCGUGCAAGGGAAAAUUUCUUAUUUUACAUCGAAGCACAACCUAGAUUAGAACAGGAAGAAGGGAGCUCCAGCAUAGAUGACUAUCAAAUUCCCCAAAGCCAAAAAGCGCCGUGGGACUUCAGACAAGACAAGAGAUGUGGUGGCUUUACCAAACAGACCUAUUCCGCAUGGGUCAAAUUCAGUCCUAUGCACCCACCUCGUAGAUGGAAUUUGACGGCCUAUUUCGCGGGUGAAGAUUACUUGAACCUGCCGACCGUGGACAGUGACCCAAUUUUCUCGAAGUUUGACAUACCUCCAGGAGUGUACACGACAUUCGACAGCCUGCUAAAGAAGUCAGAACGACGGUCAGUCAUCAGUGCCGAUUUGAGUGAGACAUUGGAUCCGGAAUACCCCGUUCUACCGAAGGCAGAUAACCAAGACAACCCAACAUCUCCUCUUCCUCGCUCACCGGAAGACCAACGAGCGCUUUCCAUGUUCAAAUUGCAGCUGUGA
Messenger RNA from Rhizoctonia solani, 753 nucleotides. Its product is annotated as cAMP-independent regulatory protein pac2. The transcript has 7 exons. The record is from RefSeq and is a predicted model, not a curated record. Gene Ontology annotation, molecular function: DNA binding. NCBI's taxonomy places the organism in Eukaryota, Fungi, Basidiomycota, Agaricomycetes, Cantharellales, Ceratobasidiaceae. Bases 1 to 753 code for a protein of 250 amino acids.